Messenger RNA from Bombus terrestris (buff-tailed bumblebee), 1401 nucleotides. RefSeq lists its product as uncharacterized. Gene Ontology annotation, molecular function: nucleic acid binding. The record is from RefSeq and is a predicted model, not a curated record. NCBI's taxonomy places the organism in Eukaryota, Metazoa, Arthropoda, Insecta, Hymenoptera, Apidae. Bases 1 to 1401 code for a protein of 466 amino acids. The transcript has 4 exons.
AUGCGCCAUUGGGAAUUGAUGCGCGGUUAUCCCGAAAUAGAAAAGGAAACUCCUGAAGCCAUUGAGGAUUUGAUGGAAACCAUCAGCGUAAAUCUCAAAGCGCUCGAAAGAUUAGGACAGUCGAUCGAUGUGCUAGACAAGAGAGCAUCUCCAAUUCGAGCCAGAGCACUGCUAGAUACUGGCUCUAGUAUGAAUUUCAUGACUGAGAAAUUCGCAAACUCCCUCGCCGAUUGGCGGCAUGUGCCUACGGAUGACAACCCAGCGGAUCUGAUCUCCCGAGGGCAGGCUCCCAAGGAAUUCCUGCGUCCAAACAUCUGGAAACACGGACCCGAAUGGCUCAAGCAGCAGCCGGAGAACUGGCCGAUCUGGAUCCUUACACCGUCGGGGGACAUCCCGGAACAGAAAAAAACGAUCUGUCUAACGACGAAUAACAACGAUAACCCCCUCCUCCACCGAUACUCGUCCUGGACCAGACUAAUCAGAGUCGUCGCUUGGUGUCUUCGAUGGAAACAUAAACAACACCUAGCUGCCCAUCUAACAACCGACGAAUUAACCAGGGCUCACAACAGGGUGAUCAAAAUCAUACAAUCCGGUCAUUUUGCGACGGAAAUUCGGACACUACAGAAAGAUCGAAGCAGGGACGUUGGAGGAAAACUACAGCCAUUAAAUCCCUUCCUCGACGAAGAUGGGAUAUUACGAGUCGGAGGACGACUAACCAACUCUUCUAUACCCUUCAAUCAAAAACACCCCAUUAUAUUGCCCAAAGCAUCUGUUACAGAGCUCAUCAUAGACCAGGAGCAUCGGAAAAACCACCACACCGGGACACAAGCUACCCUGUACGCGGUAAGAUUGCGCUAUUGGCCGAUCGACGGUCGUAGCCAAGUGUGGCGUACCAUUAAAAGGUGCGUCCGCUGCUGCAGAGCCAACCCGCCGCCAGUGGAAUAUUUGAUGGGUGAUUUGCCAGAGGCGCGCAUUACCGAAUCGCGUCCGUUUACGAACGUCGGAAUCGACUACUGCGGCCCAUUCUACAUCAAGGAGAGGAGGGAUCGCAACCGACGUAAAAUAAAAAUAUACGCUGCCAUAUUCGUUUGUCUAGCAACCAAGGCUGUCCACAUAGAGCUAGUCAGCGAUCUAACCACCGACGCUUUCCUAGCCGCCUUACGUCGAUUCAUUUCGCGGCGAGGACAUUGCGCAACCAUCCUUACCGACAAUGGCACCAAUUUCGUCGGGGCCAACCGGGAGCUGCAAGAACUCCGGACCCUAUUGCAGUCUGACGACCACAAGGAGAGGGACAGUUCCAUCAGGGCGGCUAUCAAGUUGGCAGCGCAUCCACCAGAUCAAACAGCAGUUCUGGAGCAGAUGGCAUCGAGAGUACCUCAACGAGCUAACCCGCCGCAAUAA